AUGAUUCUUUCUCGUCACGAUGUCACAUCAUCCCCGAUUCAGCAAAACCGUACGGAUCAGAGAUAUGUGAUGGGGGCUUUCGCUGACAUUGUGGGGAUAUACGCUGAGAUAUGUUAUAUAAUUUCAAAACGAGGAAUUCGUCACGGAUAUUUCGUUAUUACUGACACUGGUAAUGGCACACACGGCGAGAACUGGAGCGGCUCUCCUUUAGAACCAUAA
Plasmopara halstedii is the source of this 219-nucleotide messenger RNA. RefSeq lists its product as uncharacterized. Bases 1 to 219 code for a protein of 72 amino acids. The transcript is spliced from 3 exons. The record is from RefSeq and is a predicted model, not a curated record. Lineage: Eukaryota; Oomycota; Peronosporomycetes; Peronosporales; Peronosporaceae.